AUCUGAUCAAAUACCAGAUUCUAGUCCCCAAGCCCAUUAACCUGGUGAGUUUCUCUAUCACUGUCUCAAUUUGACUAUGUUAGCGUUCUCUGUGUUGGGAUUAUUGGAUUGUAUAUAUGCUUCCUAUCAUCUGCUGAUUCUGUUGAAAAAGGACUUCCUGAAAAUUGUCAUUUUGCCGAAGGUUAGUGAUGAUCACUACUAAUAUCAAUGAACUUCUACCGUUUUGUUGUGUGAAAUAAUUUCUCGGCUGGCUUGCUAUAAAUUAGUUUUUCAAUGUAAGUGUGUCUCCAAGCGUUGGUGUACUCUCAUCUCCGAACCUUAUUUCAUUGGCCGCUUUCUCCAUGUCCAAAUUGAUAAAUAAACCCCAGCAAUGGCGACUCUGAUAAGCAUUAGAGGGGAAGAAUUACAUAACAGAAUGUCGUCGACCGUGUCAUCCUGCAUGCGGCUAAGUCAGUAGUUGAAAAGACUUGUGAGCUUCUGUGGUUUGAAAAUAGAGCCAAUCGUUGUAGCCACUUACAAUGACUUGGUUCCGUGCUGCUCACCUCAUAAUAAUCAAAGUAACUACAAUAUAUGCAAUCCGUACACCAUGCAAUCGGUGGCUCUGCCUCCCCCCACCAACUCAGUUUCCGGUGACAACAAAAGUAGUGGCAAUCAUCUGCGACACUCCAUAUUAUGACCACAAGGAAGACGAUGGGAAAAGGCAUAUGAUCCAGAUUAAUGCAGUCUAUACAAGACUACAAGUGCAACGUUGUCUGGCUUCUUCGUUCUUAUGAUCAACCUACGAACUCUCGUCUCGAAAUCAAGGUGGAGAUCUUCUCUACCGAGACUGGUAAAUGGCGUGAAUCAGUUGUAAUUUCCCCUAGAUCUUGGUAUUCUACCUAUAGCAGUAUUGCUCAAAAUGGAGUGUUGUAUCACUUGUGCCAACUAAGUGAAUCAACAGUUCUCAGACCUGUCUUGCUGGGUUGGAUCCUUUCAUGAUAAUGAACAUAAUCACGGACAGUACUUAUGGCGAUGGUCUUGAUCAAUAUAAAUGUUGUCACGUAGAAAUGGAUACAACCGUGGUAGGCGGCUUCAGCGGAGAUUACUGUGUUGUGAGUGAAAGGUCUCUGCGGGUUUCCUACUUUGACUGGGAUAUAUUUGGGACUUGAAAGAAGAAGAAGAAGAAGAAGAAGAAGAAGAUCAUGCUAGAAAACUGUGCUAUGCACACAGGGGUGUAGUGUAUCUACUAGACCGAGAUAUAGCUCCAGACGAGUCAUCAGUAUCAGUGUUUGAGCUCAUAGCUAUUGAUCCAAAUAAUGAUGAUAUACUGUAUAUAAAUAUCAACGCAGACCUUGUGAUGGGCAAUAUUCAAACGAAAGAGUGGUCAGCGCUAGUUAGAUAGAGUCCAGUCAUCGAGGCUCACUUCUUCCAGACUUCCAGUUAGAGCUCCCAUUGUGACCUACACCAAUUCCUAAACUACGGCAGCAUGGCAGUGCCGCAGGAACUAGCAACAAUUAAAGUAUACAUACUAUCUAACUAAACUAUCUAUCAUCAAAUUUUAUUAUUGAUAAUAUAGGAGGAAUUUAUGUAUUGAGCAUUCUUUUACAGCGGUGGUUAUUGUAUAGAUUGCUUGAACUGAAUUUGUUCAACACUGAAAUAGAAGCUAGGCGGGACUAGGCGGAUGUGAAAAGGGAGCUAGGCAGGACUAUGCACACCCGUCCUAGACGGAUACUAGGCGGGCUUGAAUUUCACAUAGUAUUGGGCCUGGUCAGUAUAAGAUCUGAUGGUGAGCCCAAAUGCUAAAAUCCUCUCCCUUGUGUAUUUGCUCUCUCAACCAGAAAGAACAGAGAAAUAAACACAAGCGAAGUUUUUGCUUCUGAACAGAAAGAAGCUUUGCUUCUCCACAGCUAUAGCUUCUUGUGUGGAGUAAAGCAAUUUCUGGGUGCAAAAGAGGGAUUGAAUUUUAGAACAGAGCAGCUCAACAUUGAGAAUUCGAGUAAUUUCUAGGCGACUCAAUCUCCGGAUCCAGCACUCUCGCCUGGAUUGGAGAUAAAAAUGGACGGAGUAAUAACAAAGUUUGUUACUGCAUCAUUGUUUAUGUGGAUAGUUCCUGUUGCAAUAUUGUAUGGCUAUAACAACAAUUUGAUUCCUGGUUCAAGCGACUUGUCUCCCCAUACUCUUACACUGUUGAGCGGAUUCCUUGCUGUUGUUUCUGUCAAUAUAGUUAUUGCAUUCUACAUAUAUAUGGCGAUGAAGGAACCUUCCGAUAAACAUGAGCCUGAUCCUGCGUUUCUUGCUGAAGCUAAAGCUAGCAUAAACCAGCCUACAGCUGACACUGGCAGCUCUUCCCAAUCCUCCAAGAAAGAAGAGUAAUAUGCGGGUUCACCAUAAAGAUUCGAAAAGGAGCAGAAAUUUGGGAAGCAUGGUACAGAUUAGAUUUGGAUCAAGAGUAUUUUCAAAUGUGUUGGUUCCCAUUCUGUCAUAUUCUGUUAUACGUAAGAUAUGAUAUCGACAUGAGAACCCUCUUUGUAGAAGUGAAUUCAGUUGCUAAAACUCGAUGCCAAGUCUUCACCUAGUUUUGAACUAAAUGCUAAUGCUGGAGGACUUGCACUUCCUCUUAAACUAUCGCUUUUUUGAGUUCUGA
Argentina anserina (silverweed cinquefoil) is the source of this 2623-nucleotide messenger RNA. RefSeq lists its product as uncharacterized. Lineage: Eukaryota; Viridiplantae; Streptophyta; Magnoliopsida; Rosales; Rosaceae. Gene Ontology annotation, biological process: vacuolar proton-transporting V-type ATPase complex assembly. Bases 2035 to 2352 code for a protein of 105 amino acids. The record is from RefSeq and is a predicted model, not a curated record. The transcript is spliced from 3 exons. Gene Ontology annotation, cellular component: endoplasmic reticulum membrane.